GGCUCACUGUGUCCAUUUUUAGCUUUGAGCAGCGCCACACGCCUAUAAACAGCUAUUGUGCUGUUGCAUGAUGCCAACACCAGCAAGUGACAAGCCUCUUGCUGGCUUGUGGCAGCCUGACGACACUCUGCGUAACCUCCACUAUGGAGCAGGUUGCGUAGGGAACCAUUUGAUCUCAUGCCUACCCUCCCCGAAAUCAGGCGUAUUCAUAGCGACUUCCAACUCCAUAGUACGCAAUACGCCGCUCCUCGAGGAUCUCAAAGCCUUGCUUGGCCACCGCAUCGUCGGGACUUUUGCAGGCGUCAAGCAACAUGUUCCACUCGAAGGCAUUCUCGAAGCGGCUGAAAAAAUCAGACAUAUCAGUAAUCCAUUCGACGUCGUGCUUGCGGUCGGGGGUGGCUCGACCAUCGAUUUUGCGAAAAUGCUUGCAUCUCAUCUGACAAAGGAUUUCGACAUGGGUCGUAUUGCCAUUAUUGCAAUUCCCACCACACUGAGCGCCUGUGAGGCUUCUCCAGUUGGUUCCUACUCUAAAAAUGGCACGAAGUUAACCAUGUCGAACUCUUACACCGUGGUGGAUUCGAUUCUCUACGACCCUGAGUACUCACAAUACACGCCCAAGCGGCUUUGGCUUUCAUCGGGGAUUUGCGCUCUUAGCCAUGCUGUCGAGACUAUGUAUCAUCCAUUUUCUACAGAAUUUCCACGAAAGGCCUUGGCUUCCUGGGCUAUGAAGGUUCUGUUCGACGGAUUGCAGGAAGUCCACGAAAGUUACCCUGGCAGUCGUGACGCCAUGACGCGUCUGUUCCUUGCUACGUACGCCAGCAACUCGUUGAAAGGUAACAAUGUGGGCGGGCAAGAGGGCAUCUGUCACUUAUUCGCGUAUGCGCUGGGUAGCCCGUUCAAUAUUCCUCAUGCUGAAACCUGCUGCAUAACACUGGGGAAAGUCAUCAUAUACAAAGCCAAGCGCAGUGCUGGGGCAGCUAAGCAGAUCGCGCGACUGUUGCCUGCAACGGGUGAUCGCCUUGCAGGGAACGAUGUAGUCGACGCCUGUCAAGUCGGCCACCGCAUUAUUGCUCUUGUGAAUAAGCUCGGUUUGGGAGAGAACCUGUCACAACGUGGGGUUUCUCGUGACCAUAUAUCUGUCAUCGGUAAAUGUGUUGGACGUGCGUCAGGCCUGCAUCCUGAUGAGUGCCAGCCAUUGAUUGAUCUGGUGGAAUCGUUCUUCCAGUAAACCAGGGACAUCGAGAUAGAAAGGCUCAGAGUAAGAAGAGAAAGCAUUAUGUAUUCUAGUCAUUCUGGUCUAUUGUAAAACACUAGGCUGAGCUGUUCAUUAACUAAAGUACAGGGUAUGGA
This is a messenger RNA of Talaromyces proteolyticus, 1350 nucleotides long. RefSeq names its product putative Maleylacetate reductase. Gene Ontology annotation, molecular function: alcohol dehydrogenase (NAD+) activity; metal ion binding. Gene Ontology annotation, cellular component: mitochondrion. The record is from RefSeq and is a predicted model, not a curated record. The coding region runs from base 68 to 1228 and encodes 386 amino acids. Lineage: Eukaryota; Fungi; Ascomycota; Eurotiomycetes; Eurotiales; Trichocomaceae. The transcript has 2 exons.